CAGCUCAUUCCUCCAAAGCCGUAUGUUCUUGAAUCAGAGUCUUCUUCUUCUUCACCAAAAAUUGAUAAGCUAAGCUAAGCUAGCAACCAUACAGAAAUGGCAUACCAUUGAUUCCUUCUCAUAGAGUAUCUCCUAUUUCAUAUCCAACCAGUUGACUAACAUGGAAGUCGAGGUAAGGACAGUUGCAUCAAUAGAGAAUUGCUUCAUCUCCCUUCCAACCCUUCUCAUCCAAACUCUCGAGAACACUUUCUCUGGUCCUGGCUCUCUCCCUCCAUUUCUAGCACUAGAACUCCGUUCCCCAAACACCGAGAAUCUCUGGUAUGUCGCCUGGUCUGGCUCUGCAUCUUCCUCUUCUGCAAUCGAGAUUUCCCAACGGUAUGCAGAGUGUAUCUCUCUUAAAGACCGAACUAGAGUUCAAAUGCGUGCCGUUCCUAAUUUUCCUAAAGCUACUCUUGUGACAGUAGAACCCUAUACAGAGGAUGAUUGGGAGGUUUUGGAACUGAAUGCAGAGCUGGCAGAGUCCGACAUUCUUAGCCAGGUUGGGAUUGCUCAAGAGGCUAUGAGAUUUCCCAUCUGGUUGCAUGGUCGAAAUGUUGUCACGUUUACUGUAGUUUCUACAUUACCCAAAAGUUCUGCUGUACAACUUGUGCCUGGGACUGAACUUUCCGUUGCACCAAAAAUACGCAAAAGAAGUCUAGGUUCUUCUAAAGAUUCUUCUAUGCAAUCUUUAUCUGAGGAGCAUUCAAUGAGAAAAGCAUUGUUGCGGGUUCAAGAUCCUGGAAGUAGAUUAAUGCAUAGUUGUGAAGCGAAUGGGGUGGAGAUGGAUGUUGAACUCACAUCUGCUAUAUUCAUCCAUCCAGAAACUGCCAAAAAAUACAAGUUUGAAUCACCUCAAUUAGUUGUAAUUGAGCCUAGAUUACCAUGGAAGGGUACCAUAAAUGCUGUUAGGUCAAGCAGUAAAGAUGGUUUGGUUGCAGAUCAACAUAAUAGUGAAAUCCAAACUAAGAAGCAGAGUUGUACUCAGGUAGUUGUUAAUCUAUUGAUAUUGGAGUCCGUGGCUAAGGGACAUGUAAUGGUUUCAAAGUCUAUUCGUUUGUAUUUGCAGACAAGCAUACACUCAUGGAUGUAUGUGAAAGGAUGCAGCUUUAAUAUGAAAAAGGAAUUUCCUUUGCUUUCAGUUUCUCCAUUUCAAUUUAAGAUGUUUGGCAACUCUGAGGCUUUUGAUGAUAACAGCUAUGAGGCUGCUAGGAACCAAGCUAAUCUUACCACAAAAGAUCCUUCUCUCAAAAUGAACUUAAAUGCAGAUACAUUUGAUCGGAGUAUACACGAGAGAUUUGUAGCAGCUCUUUCCAGUAACUCACCUUCUAAAGAUGGUGAAGAGAUUGAUAUUUUAUCCAAAAGAGAAGUGGGAUUGUCCUGUCUCUUAAAAACAUGGUACCGUUCCCAACUUCAUGUGAUUGCUUCAAAUGCGAGCGUGCAACUCAAUUCACUGGCCUUAGGAAACACAACUUUGCUUCACUUUGUUUUGAAAGGUGACAAACUUGUUAACAAUGGAAAGGUACAACCAUUGUCUAAUGUCGAAACCAGCAAACCAUCAAUUGAUGUCAUGUAUCUUCUGCAAACUUGUGAUGAGCCUUUGCAACAUGAGAAUUGGGAUGCAUAUGAACUUGAUGAGAGUAAUUGGGGUUCUAAUGAUGUGACUAGCUCAGAUGCAUUGGAAAGGAAAUUGAAAAUGGGAGAAAGUUUCAUUCUUCCUACAAUUAAGGAAAAAAUCUCGGACAAAAACUUUAAGUUUCACAUUUCUUCCUUAAGCUGGAUGGGAACAGCUGCUUCUGAUGUUAUCAACAGAUUGAGUUUGUUAUUAUCUCCAGAAUAUCAAAUUACUUACAAUCUGCCCCUUCCUGGACAUAUUCUUAUAUAUGGGCCUCCUGGUUCUGGAAAAACAUUAUUGGGAACAACUGCUGCAAAAUUUGUUGAGGAACAUGCAGAAAUCUUGGCUCACAUUGUUUUUGUAGGUUGUUCUAAGUUUUCUUCGGAGAAGUCAGCAAAUAUUCGCCAAACACUAUCUGGAUACGUUUCUGAAGCUCUGAAUCAUGCACCAUCUGUGAUCAUUUUUGAUGAUCUUGAUAGCAUUGUAUCAUCCUCUGACGGCUUGGAAGGAUCUCAACCUUCAGCCUCCGUUGUUGAGCUUACACAGUUAUUUUUGGAUAUUAUGGAUGAAUAUCAGGAGAAAAGAAGAAAUCUAUGUGGAAUUGGCCCAGUUGCAUUCAUAGCUUCUGCACAGAGCCUUACUAAGAUUCCACAAUCCUUGAGCUCUUCUGGGAGAUUUGAUUUUCAUGUCCAGCUGCCACCUCCUACUGCGACAGAACGUGGUGCUCUACUGAAACUGGAGAUCCAGAAGCGAUCCUUAAGUUGUUCUGAUGACAUCUUAUUUGAUGUUGCUUCAAAGUGUGAUGGAUAUGAUGCAUAUGACCUGGAAAUACUGGUUGAUAGGGCUGUCCAUGUUGCAAGUGGCCGCUUUCUCUCCCCUGAUGUGAUUUUAGAUUCGGAUAAAUUUGCUUUGCUUAGGGAUGAUUUUAUGCAUGCAAUGCAUGAAUUCCUUCCAGUUUCCAUGCGUGACUUAAAUAAAACUGCACCAGAGGGAAGUCGAUCUGGGUGGUUAGAUGUGGGCGGUCUUACAGACAUAAAAAACUCUAUUAAGGAGAUGAUUGAAUUACCCUCGAAAUAUCCAAAUGUAUUUGCAAAAUCUCCUUUGAGGCUGCGAUCAAAUGUUCUGCUAUAUGGUCCGCCUGGUUGUGGGAAAACGCAUAUAGUCGGUGCUGCUGCUGCUGCUUGUUCCUUGCGGUUUAUCUCUAUCAAAGGACCCGAACUCUUGAACAAGUACAUUGGUGCUUCUGAACAAGCUGUUCGCGAUAUUUUUGCAAAGGCAGCUGCUGCAGCUCCAUGCCUUCUUUUUUUCGAUGAAUUUGAUUCUAUUGCUCCAAAGAGAGGUCAUGAUAAUACUGGAGUGACUGAUCGUGUAGUUAAUCAAUUCUUAACAGAAUUAGAUGGUGUAGAAGUCUUGACUGGAGUAUUUGUUUUUGCAGCAACCAGUAGACCAGAUUUACUUGAUGCUGCACUACUACGACCUGGUAGGCUAGAUCGACUUCUCUUCUGUGAUUUUCCUUCAAGGCAAGAGAGACUGGAUAUUCUAACCGUUCUUUCACAAAAGCUGCCUAUGGCCGGUGAGGUUGAUCUAGAUUCUAUUGCAAAUAUAACGGAUGGGUUAAGUGGAGCAGACCUCCAGGCUCUUCUUUCAGAUGCACAGCUUGCUGCAGUUCAUGAUGCUUUAGAUAAGGUGGAGAUUGACAAGCCAAUUGAGAAGCCUUUCAUUUCCAAUAAUCUCUUGUAUUCUGUUGCUUCCAAAGCAAGACCUUCUGUAUCCGAUUCAGAAAAACAGCGAUUGUAUAGUAUUUACAACCAGUUCUUGGAUGCAAAAAGAUCGGUCUCUUCACAGACUAGGGAUGCCAAGGGCAAAAGGGCUACACUGGCUUGAGUUUAAGAAGAUUAAAUUGUAGCUAUUGUGAUUUAUGAUGAUUUUCCGUCGUAUGGGUUGGGUUGGAAACUUUGUUGAUAUAUUUUGUUCAUGUUUGGAAACAUAUAUCUGACCCAAGUGGGUUCGAGUAUAACCCGAUCUAGAGAUGGCCACACCCUAACCCCAAGGCUCACAAGGGGAGCGAACUAAUGGAGUUAUUAACUCAGAAAAUUGCUUCAAAAAUAGGGAUUUCAUUUGACAAGUAGGUGUUCUUUCACAAUGGACUGCUUCAAAUUCCCUUUGUGAGAGGAUUAUAUAAACAACAAUGAGUGUUAUUUGUUGAUUGUUCAAUUCAAAUGUCCAAAAUAAAUCUGGGAAGUAAUGCUUGUAUACAUUUUUGUAGAAUGUUUGGCUCAUAAAUAAUGUGUCA
This is a messenger RNA of Impatiens glandulifera, 3944 nucleotides long. Its product is annotated as peroxisome biogenesis protein 1. The record is from RefSeq and is a predicted model, not a curated record. The transcript has 18 exons. The coding region runs from base 161 to 3535 and encodes 1124 amino acids. Gene Ontology annotation, molecular function: ATP binding; ATP hydrolysis activity. Gene Ontology annotation, biological process: protein import into peroxisome matrix. Gene Ontology annotation, cellular component: peroxisomal membrane; peroxisome; cytosol. NCBI's taxonomy places the organism in Eukaryota, Viridiplantae, Streptophyta, Magnoliopsida, Ericales, Balsaminaceae.